GCACGCACUGGUCACUCAAGUCGCAAUCCCUGCUGUGCCUUAGCGAGCUCUAGCUAUCAGCAAUGGCGUCCAGGCAAUCCCUCGCUUGCUGCACCAUGGCCCUGCUGUUCGCCGCGGCUGCUGUCUCAGCGCAGCUCUCCACCGAUUUCUACGACGAGACAUGCCCCGACGCGCUCGACAUCAUCGAGUCCGCCGUGAGAGCUGCCGUCUCCAAGGAGUCCCGCAUGGGGGCGUCCCUGCUCCGCCUCCAUUUCCACGACUGCUUUGUCAAUGGCUGUGACGGGUCAGUGCUGCUCGACGACGCCCCGGGCUUCACCGGCGAGAAGACCGCGCAGCCGAACAAGAACUCGCUCCGCGGGUUCGAAGUGGUUGACGACAUCAAGGCGCAGCUCGAGGACGCCUGCAAGCAGACGGUCUCCUGCGCCGACAUCCUCGCCGUGGCCGCCCGCGAUUCCGUCGUCGCCCUUGGCGGGCCGACCUGGGACGUCGAGCUCGGCCGUCGGGACGGGACGACGGCGAGCCUUGACGACGCGAACAACGACCUCCCGGCGCCGACCUUGGACCUCGGCGACCUGAUCAAGGCCUUCUCCAAGAAGGGCCUGAGCGCGACGGACAUGAUCGCGCUGUCGGGCGGGCACACCAUCGGGCAGGCGCGGUGCGUCAACUUCCGCGGCCGCCUCUACAACGAGACCACCAGCCUGGACGCGUCGCUGGCGUCGUCGCUGAAGCCGCGGUGCCCGAGCGCCACCGGCAGCGGCGACGACAACACCUCGCCGCUGGACCCGUCCACGUCCUACGUCUUCGACAACUUCUACUACAAGAACCUGCUGCGCAACAAGGGCCUGCUGCACUCGGACCAGCAGCUGUUCAAUGGCGGCUCCGCGGACGCGCAGACCAAGGCCUACGCGUCCGACAUGGCCGGGUUCUUCGACGACUUCCGCGACGCCAUGGUGAAGAUGGGCGGCAUCGGCGUCGUCACUGGAUCCGGCGGGCAGGUCAGGGUCAACUGCCGGAAGGCGAACUGAAGCAACAGCAGAGGAUGAUGUAUCAGUUACUGUGGUGGCUGGUGACAGACCUAGUAGUGCCAUGGAGUGAUCAGUGCGUGUAGUGUGUUGUGGUCCGCAGAAAUGUUCCUUCUAUCGUGUUGUAGUCUGCUUCGAACGGUUGUAGCACUACCUUACCGAAAUAACAUGAAGGAAUAAAUACAGCUUGGGAUCA
Molecule: messenger RNA, 1218 nt
Organism: Panicum virgatum (switchgrass)
Lineage: Eukaryota; Viridiplantae; Streptophyta; Magnoliopsida; Poales; Poaceae
Product: peroxidase 2-like
Exons: 3
Coding region: 63-1025 (320 amino acids)
Biological process (GO): response to oxidative stress; hydrogen peroxide catabolic process
Molecular function (GO): peroxidase activity; heme binding
Source: RefSeq, a predicted model, not a curated record